CCCUAAAACCCGGCGCCGCUACGCAAAAGCCCGCGAGGGUUUCCACCGCCACCUCUCUCCCCGCCGCGCUCCGCUCGCCGUCGCGCCGUUCCCCUCGUUCCAACUCGAAAAGCCUCCCUCGCGGACCUCUCGCAUCCGGAGGGCGGCGGCGAAGAAUCCCGUCCUGCCCCUUCUCGGAGCAUGGCCACCGCAACGGCGGCGGAGGACGCGCCGCCCGCGGGGAAGGGGGCGAAGGGAGAGCCCAACAGGAAGCGGAGCAACGAGCAGGGAGAGGGAGGAUCCCGCGGCGGCGGCGAGCAGAAGCGGAAGAAGAAGGAGGUCUUCAUCUACGGCAACUACAGGAACUAUUACGGCUACCGGAUUGAUCGCAAUGUUGGUGAAGACCCUCGCCUUGAGGCAUUCAACAAGCAGUGGUUUGAAAACAAGGAUUGUCUCGAUAUUGGAUGCAACCAGGGAUUGGUAACGAUUGGCUUAGCCAUGAAAUUCAAAUGUCGAAGAAUUCUUGGAGUUGAUAUUGAUUCAGGUUUGAUCGAGACUGCCAAAUGGAAUCUACGAAGGAUAACGCGGCAGGAUAAGGUGGCUACAAAAAAUGCUAAAGCUCAAGAAUCAUCAAAUUCUCCAUCUCAGAGCUCCCCAGGAGAAGUGGCAUCUGAAUUGUCAAAUGGGAAUGAACACCAUGACCUUUUUAAAAUUGUCUCUUUUCGACGUGAAAAUUUUGUAGAAAGUUUGGAUGGAUGUUCAGAACGAUAUGACACUAUACUUUGUUUAAGUGUGACAAAGUGGAUCCACCUGAACUGGGGCGAUGAAGGCCUAGUUACUUUAUUCGUGAAGAUCUGGAGGCUUCUAAAACCGGGUGGAGUUUUUAUCAUGGAGCCUCAACCUUGGACUUCAUACAAGAGAAACAGAUUGGUUUCGGAGGUUGCCAAAGAGAACUUCAACACCAUCUGCUUAUACCCAGAGAAAUUUCGGGAGAUACUUCUGGACAAGGUUGGAUUUAGGUCGGUAGAGUUGAUUAUGGACAAAUUGGUGGGUGCUGUCACUGGUUUCGACCGUCCAAUAGAAGUUUACCACAAAUGAUGAAACCAGAUAAAUGAUUGUGGCAUCCCUGCCCAAACGCACUGUGUCCUGACCAAAUGACUGGAGAUUUGGAAACGCUCACAAACUGAACUAGUCCAUCUACAAAGGCUUGCAUGUGUCUGUAUUUGCGAUUGUGGAAGGGGGCUAUUCAGAGUUCAACGGAUCAAGAUGGUAGUGUGGAAAUUUUGUGAGGGGAACUGUUCUUGUAUAUAUUGUAUAAUGGCUACCCUUUUCCCUUUAAAGUUAGAGAGAAAAAAAUCCUUCCAUGAAUAUCUUAUCUUGCCUGCUAUGAGCCUAUGACCAUUGUUUCCAUGAAUUUCAUAUUUUGACAGCUA
Messenger RNA from Setaria italica (foxtail millet), 1412 nucleotides. Its product is annotated as probable RNA methyltransferase At5g51130. The record is from RefSeq and is a predicted model, not a curated record. Lineage: Eukaryota; Viridiplantae; Streptophyta; Magnoliopsida; Poales; Poaceae. Gene Ontology annotation, molecular function: RNA methyltransferase activity; snRNA binding; O-methyltransferase activity. Gene Ontology annotation, biological process: snRNA modification. The transcript is spliced from 8 exons. The coding region runs from base 181 to 1077 and encodes 298 amino acids.